CUGUGUCAGCCCGCGGGAGCCGGCGGCUGCUGAGAUGCUUCAUGCUGAAAAUACAGUAAGGCUCUUGGAAUAUCAGGACGAAAUCGGAAUUGGGCUACAUUCUAAAAGAAUGAAGUCAACAGAAGGGGCUUGUGAGGAAUUUCCUGAGGACAAUAACAAAUGUACUCAGAAGAAAAUGGAUUUUGAGAGAAAAUCAAAUGGUUGGAUACCUAUGUGUGCCUUAGAUAACCAAGGGCAACAUGAAAUGCAGAAGCAAGAGAAAAUACCUACUGGUUCCUUGGGAUCCUUGAAUGAAGUUCUCCCUGAAAAUAAUCCAGUGCUUAGUCACCCAGUUCAUUUAGAAACUGUGCAGGAUAUAAAUCCUCCAUUUGCAUCAGUAAAUGACUCUUGUGUUGAAGAAGAGAAGGACCCUUCUAUUACAAAUAAUGCUGGUGGAGAUAAUAUUGAGAAAAGCAGCACAUCAUUCUUAGUAAAUAGAAAUGAAUCAGAUGAAGACUUUUUUACAAGCAAAGAUUUUAUAGGACCUAUUUACAAGCCUCCCAAAAGUAACAAGCAGGACAAAUCUGGCAAUUGUAAUGAAUGGAGCACUGAAGGAGAUGAGAAUGAGUUACGUGAAAACAGAUGUGAAAGAAAGGAGGUGGAGAACAUGCAGGCUGUUUCUGCCCCUGUACUAGAAAUAGAUGAUGAACUGGAUCAGUUCUAUAAAGAAAUUCACCAGCUGGAAAAUGAAAAUUUAGGUACUAAUGUUAAAGAAAAAGAAACUGAAAUUUCUCAGGAGCAGCACUCUCCAUUUAACUCUAGUCAGAGCUCACAAAAGCGUUAUCAACCUGUACUUUUGGACAAUCCACAGCCAUUUUAUGAGAAUGGACAGUGUUGCGUGGGGGAACAGAACAGUCAGAAAACAAACAAUGAGCAGCAGUUAGUUGUGGAAGCAGGUGGCUGGAAAACUGAAAAUACCUUUAAUGGCCAAGUAGUCACUUGGAACUGCUCAGUGCCUGAAUUCAGACCUGCUUGGCAGACUAGAGCAUGUUUCAAAAAACCUCAGGGACCUUUUCCUCCUAGAUUAAACCAUCAAUCCCAUUUUCAGAUAUUUGAUCCCCCACCACGAAUCCCAGAUGUUCCCCCUUCUCAGAAUGGGGGACUUCCUUAUGAAAGUUACCAUCCGUACCAUGGAAAUACUGAUACCAACACUCAUGGUCCACUGCUUGAUCAAAAUACCAACUAUUCUGGUCAUACUGACAUCCAUACUACUCAGGUCUUCAGGAAUGGGAAUAAUGAUCAGAUUGCCCUCCAAAGUAGUGGUUUCUGUGAAACCAGGGAAGAGUGUUGGAAGGAUCCAAAAGCUGACAGUAGAGAAGGAAUGUACAGCUUUUCUUCACUGCAAUUAUCUGAAGAAAGAUUUGGUUGUUCACAGAAAAUGCUUCUAAUCUUAAGAGGCCUACCAGGUUCAGGGAAAUCAACUCUUUCUCGUGUUCUCCUUGGUGAGAGUUGUGAUGGCGUUGUGCUCAGCACUGAUGAUUAUUUUCACCAGCAGUAUGGAUACACCUAUAAUGCUGCUCAGCUUGGUGAUGCCCAUGAGUGGAACCAGAAGAGAGCAAAGCAAGCAAUGGAGCAGGGAAAAUCUCCAGUUAUAGUAGACAACACCAAUACUCAAGCCUGGGAAAUGAAGCCAUAUGUGGAAGUGGCUCUAGAAAAAGGAUACAGAGUGGAAUUCCAUGAGCCAAAUACCUGGUGGAAGUUUGAUCCUGAAGAAUUAGAAAAGAGGAAUAAGCAUGGGGUCACUCGUGAGAAGAUUGCUCAGAUGUUGGAACGAUACGAAUAUCAAAUAUCCAUCCCUAUUGUCAUGAAUUCAGUGGUACCUCCCCACAAAAGCACUCAAAGACCACUUCUGCAGAGAAGACAUAGGUGGGGAGACAAUACAGACUCAUGGAGUUCUUUCAGUAUUUCCAGUAGUCAGUAACACAGUUGCAGUCAGUUAAUAAGAAUCUGUUAUUUGCCCUUUUAAAACACAUCAUCACCUCCAAUGAAGUAGUGAUCUUCUGUGUUUUAAAUAGGACUAUUUCAAGACCCAUUUCCUUCUAGAGGUUGUUAUUUUUAAUGGACUUGCAUGUAAAUAAAAUUGUACAUUUAAUGGUUUUUUAAAACUAUUUAAAGUUUUAAGACUUUGGUUUUUAGUAAAAUAUUUAAUAUUGUAUGGUAUAUAGCAGAGUCUUUCUUCAUAGAUCUAAGACAAUGAUGUUGUCAUACAUUAGGUAACUGUUGAGCAGUUUUUUUUAAAGAAGUGGUCAUAUUAAGGAUCUUUUAAAGGAGAAGUAAAGCCCAAGAAGAAUAGUUUAUUUACAUAAUAGUCAGUUUUAAUGAUUGUUAUUUAGUCUUAACCAUUUUGGAGAUUGUUUUGAAAGAAGCUAUGUUCUGGAUUGUCCUUCAGUUCUGUUUGGCAUGUAUUGCCAAUUGGUAAAACUUUUGGCCUCUGUUUUUGGAUUUCAGUUAAGAGAUUUGAUUUUGUUGUUGUUGUUGUUCUGGUUUUUUUUUGUUUUUUUUUCCUUUCUUUUUUGGUCUAAGAAGUUCAUGUGGCAUCUGAAGCAACAUUAUGCCAGUACAGUAUUCACCAGCUAUAAACUGUGCAAUCUGGAUUAUUUUUAAUUUAUUCUCAUUGGUAGUAUAUAAACUAUGAUGAUGUUAGAGCACCAGCUUUUGUGCUGACUGAAGAAAUUCCUAAAUUUCAUUGCUAAACCACUGAAAUUUCACAACUGUGUCAUUCGAAGUCAGUUUUUCUUUCAUUUGUGAUAAAAAUGACAUUUUAAAGAAUCGGGCUGUCAAUUCCCAGUCCACAGUUGCGAUUAAUCAAUUCAGUAUAAAUAGUGGAUAUUAUUCUGUAAAGCCAUCUUGCAUCCCUAAUUUUGGCAUAGCCAAUGUAAUCUGUUUAGCACAUAACAAAGAAUGAGCCAGAAUGGAGACUGACUAACUUACUGCUCUUUUUCCUCUUUAAAAAAAUGAUGAAUUUGUAAGUGUUCACUUUGCCUUUUUUCUAACAACUUGCUGUAUUAAUAAAAUAUAUUUGUGUUCAGUAUUGUUGAAGGAGUUCAGUGCAACAGUUUAUAUUUUCAGGCUUGUUGGAUUUUAUACAGAUGAGCAUUAUUGUUCCUAACCUGUUAGCUGAAAUAACUUAACUAAGCUUGACUUCCUUAUACACUGAAUGACCAAAUGUUGACUAGGAAAUUUUGUCAAGAACAUGAGUAUGUAGCUAAAAGAAUUUCUCAUUUCAUAUCCCAGUAUUGGAAUUUUGAGAAUUGCAACGCCAGCUUAAUUUUUUUUUCAAGUAGACAAUA
This is a messenger RNA of Cinclus cinclus, 3329 nucleotides long. RefSeq names its product NEDD4-binding protein 2-like 2. Bases 35 to 1960 code for a protein of 641 amino acids. Lineage: Eukaryota; Metazoa; Chordata; Aves; Passeriformes; Cinclidae. Gene Ontology annotation, molecular function: transcription corepressor activity. Gene Ontology annotation, biological process: negative regulation of transcription by RNA polymerase II. The transcript is spliced from 6 exons. Gene Ontology annotation, cellular component: nucleus. The record is from RefSeq and is a predicted model, not a curated record.